AUGGUGCUCAAAGCAUCAUGCUUCAGCGUCUUCAGGCCGCUGCGCUCGAGCAGGAUGCAUGGACCGCCGACGCCUGUCCCCGAUCUGCACAACCUAGACACAGUGAGCUGUCAGAUCCCUGGAGGCCUCGCAGGAAUCCGCGAGAGGAUGGCAGCGAUGGGUCACUUCAUGAACGACGACGCGCCAGCGCAGGCCGAGGUCAGCCCUGCGGAGAAAGGGCAGGUGCGGCAGGCGAUCAAAGGGCCGGAGUCGCAGGGGAACAGGAAGAAGCCGCGGACGACGUCGGAGAGGCCUCAGAGGAAGGAGACGAGUAACGCCGCUCCCCAGAGGAAGGAGGCGGGCGUCGCUCAGUCCGAGAUGUUCUCUCUCUCGGCAGAUUUUUGCACGGAGAAAGGGGAGGAUGUGCAAAUGGUUCCCUGCGCUCCCCUGCACCUGGACGCUCGUUCGGCCAGGAAACCGUCCAAGAAGUCUUCCCCUGCAGUUAACAGCUACUCUGCUGAGAACGGUGUAGACAGCGAGGAGCUCGACCACUUCGCUCAGAGUUUGUUCCCAGGCCGCGAUCAGGUUAAGCAGAAUGCCCAGCUCUUCUCGCCGAAAGGUGUUCAGCCCUCAGCUGGACUGACUGCUCUCCUGGAUGGGAGAAACUCGUUCGAUGAUGCGUCGGAUAUUCCUGAGAUCAGUGAAAUCAUCAACAACAACCUGACGUCAGGCAAGACAGAAGGGGAAAUGCUCCUGAACGCGUUUGCCAUGCUGGGAGAUCAUACCCGGACGUCGGAACACACCAGCCCAGCCAGCUCGAACCGAAUGGUGUCCCUUGGUCUGCAGGAGUCUUCGGAGGAAGAGGCCAAGUCAGGGGAUGCGCACAGUGAGGCUGGGUCUUCCAAGUCAUCGUCGACAGUUGUAGUGACGGAGGUUGUUCCCAGCCCCUCUAACAGAAGGGAUCGAUUCAGAGAGCACAGUCACUCCCCCCGCAAGAUCUCUUCCCUCCCCAUAACUCCAGAUCUGCCGCUGACUGGGGCCGGCCCUGGACCUCAAGAGGAGAGCCCUCUUCCUAGUUUCCCUCAGCGCCCCAGCGGCUCGUUCCGGCUCAAGGACGAGUGGAGGAGGCCGACGACAUCAGAAGACUUAACUCAAACUAGCUUUGAAGACCAUGCACAGAAAGAGAGAGGAAUCGCCAAAGGAGAUGCCCUCGCCGAGAGCCGCUACCUUAUCCUCCCUCAGGGAAGCCCGGUGCCUCAGGCUGGUGUACAUAAUGUAGAAAGAGGCAGGAUGCCAGAGGCAAACUUCAAGUGCCCCCCUGCCGUGCGCGUGCAAGAGGCAAGGCCGAUGGACUGGGACGCACACUCAGAGCAGAAAGCAGCAGACGCGUCAGGAGGUUUGCAGAAGGAGAGCAAGUCUGAGGGAGAGAACCUGAUGCUCUCUAACAUCAUCGACUUCCGCAAAAGGAACCCCACGAGUACCUUCAGGGACUGGCUGUCUCAACUGACCCCCCAAGAGAUCACCAGAGCAAUCAUGUCUUCGAAGAAGGGCACUGGAAUAUGGCGAGAGCUGUGGGACCAGGUGGAGAAGCAGGUCAAGGAAGGACGUUGA
Molecule: messenger RNA, 1590 nt
Organism: Guillardia theta CCMP2712
Lineage: Eukaryota; Cryptophyceae; Pyrenomonadales; Geminigeraceae
Exons: 8
Coding region: 1-1590 (529 amino acids)
Source: RefSeq, a predicted model, not a curated record